Molecule: messenger RNA, 951 nt
Organism: Phialemonium atrogriseum
Lineage: Eukaryota; Fungi; Ascomycota; Sordariomycetes; Cephalothecales; Cephalothecaceae
Exons: 3
Coding region: 1-951 (316 amino acids)
Biological process (GO): negative regulation of transcription by RNA polymerase II
Cellular component (GO): nucleus
Molecular function (GO): RNA polymerase II cis-regulatory region sequence-specific DNA binding; DNA-binding transcription repressor activity, RNA polymerase II-specific
Source: RefSeq, a predicted model, not a curated record
AUGAGUGCCCAACUCGAGGAAGAGCGGAAGCAGUACGAGGAGCAGAUUGAGAUCGUUUCCGCCUCCCUCAAAGAUGACCCCGGAAAUGCCGAGCUCCUCAGUCUCAAAGAUGAACUUGACCAGAUGAUUAAGUUGCUCGACGACUCCCUUGCCGAACUCAAGCCCGCGCAGGAACCAGCUAAGCCAGCUGCGAAGGCCACCCCCACCCCGCCGCCACCGGCCGAAGAGAAAUGGUCUCGAGAGAACCAUCCCGCCUAUAAGAAGGCAGCGGCAGCGGCAGCACCGGUGGAAGAGAAGGAGCCCGAGGUUGCCGUUGUCUACCAAGUCAACGACAAUGUCACGGCGAAGUGGCUCUCGGGCGACAGGGGAUUCUAUCCCGCCCGCAUCACCUCGGUGACUGGUUCGUCCACAAACCCAAUCUACACGGUCAAGUUCAAGAGCUAUGACACCGUCGAGACAUUGCGUGCUAAGGACAUCCGCCCCACGGCUCAGAAGCGCAAGGCUGAUGGCUCGGCGGCUCCUGGCAACAACUCCUCGGCGGCGCCCAUCACGUACUCUCCCACGACCACGGGCGCCGGCGCCAGUCCCUCCGGCACCCCGGGCCACCCGGCGUCAUCAGCCGGCGGUAGCAGCGGCGUCGUGCUCUCCGCGGCGGCUAGCCUCUACCCGCAGGCCCAGCAGGCCAACAAGGCCGGCGACCAGGCCGGCGAGGAGAAGCCGGCAAAGAAGUUCAAGAAGAUCAAGGCGACCAAGGAACUCGAGGCCGGCAAGAGCAAGUGGCAGGAGUUCAACGCCAAGGGAAAGCUGGGGAAGAGCAAGAAGAAGGAUAGCAUGUUCCGCACUCCGGACGGUGUGCAUGGACGCGUCGGUUUCACUGGCUCCGGUCAGGCCAUGCGCAAGGAUCCUACCCGCAGCCGUCACGUCUACCAGCCGAAUGAGGAUCUGGACUGA